AUGGACGCCGCGACGAUUGAAGAGACGAACCGUAUUCGAAUCUCCCUGGGCAUGAAGCCCCUGCCUGUCCCGGGAGCCGACACAUCGAAUAAGCAAGAGUCCAGUGACGCCGACAGCGAUGGCGAAGUGGCCAGCACCCUCGAGAGCCGCCAGGCUCAGGCCUACGACAACUACAACAAGGCCAUGGAGGCCGAGAAUGCGAAGAGGAAGCGCGAAGAGAAGGCUGCUGCCAUUAGGAAAGCGCGAGACCAGGCCCAACUCCACGCCGUCAUCGAAGGCAAAGGUUUCGGAGAAGCUGAAGAGGGUGGUGAUCUGACCGCAAAGGACUGGCUCAUGGGUCAGAAGAAGCGACAGAAGAAGAUCGCCAAGACCAGGAAGCUCGAGGAGGAGUUGGCCGCAGCCGAAGCUGCUGCUGCGGCUGCAGUCCAGUACACCUCCAAGGACCUUGCGGGCAUCAAGGUUGCGCACGACACGGCUGAUUUCCUGGACGGAGAUGAUCAGAUCCUUACGCUCAAGGAUACCACAAUCGAGGAGAAUGAAGCUGAAGGCGAUGAGCUGGAGAACCUAAACAUGCGAGAGGCCGAAAAGCUCUCCGAGAGGCUUGACCUUAAGAAGAAGAAGCCUGGUUACAACCCUCACGAUGAUGAAGAGGGAGGUGAACGGAGUAUUCUUGCGCAAUACGACGAUGAAAUCGGUGGCAAGAAAGCCAAGAAGUUUACUCUCGACAUGGAUGGUGCCAUCGCAGAGCUCUCAGACAUUCUGGAUAAGCCGGCUGAAAAGGCGCGGAAGAUCCAGAGUGUCAGUCUUGACGACAUUGUUGGCGAUACCCCUAUUUCUUCAGACUACCUGGAUCCUUCAAAGAUCAAAGUCAAGAAGCCCAAGAAGAGCAAGAAGAACAAGGGAACAAGACAAAAGCCUGUUGAUGAGGAUGACAUCUUUCCGAUAGAUGCAGCGCCUGUGGACAGCAAUGCCAUGGAUGUCGAUUCCAGUAACGGCGCAGCUAGCAAGAAGCGGAAGACGGGAGACGAUACUUUUGUGGAUGACGAUGAUCUUCAGGCAUCGCUCGCAAUUCAACGAAAGAAGGCCUUGAAGAAGCGGAAGAAGACCAGACCAGAGGACAUCGCCAAGCAGCUCAAGGAACAAGAAGAUGAGCCGGAACACGCUGAGCAAGAGGAGGGAGGACUUGUUCUGGGCGAGGUAUCGGAGUUCGUGGCUGGACUAAGCAAACCUGGUGAGAACGAAGAGCGCAAACCUCGCAAGCCAAAGACAGUAUCAAAGUCACCAGAACCCGACGAGGAUCAUCCUAUGGAGGACAACGCACACGAGCCCGAAGAGGAGAAGCUGGCAACGUCGGCACUCGACGAAGUGGACGAGACUGGUGUUGAAGAAGAAAAGGCUGUUGGAGAGGGAAUGGGCGCCGCCCUAGCGCUGCUAAGAGAGCGCGGUCUCGUGGAAGAUACACGUGGUGACACCGAGUACAGCAACUUGCGAGACCGAGAAGAGUUCCUGGCCAAGAAGCGACGUCUGGAGGAAGAGCUGGAUGAUCAGGCACGUCACCAGCGUGAGCGUGACCGCAUGAGCGGUAAACUCGACAGGAUGUCGGUACGUGAUCGUGAGGAAUGGGCCCGGCAGCAAAACACAUGGCGCGAUCAGCAACAAUCGCGACGCAUGGCCGAGCUGUUCUCAUCCGGAUACAAGCCCAACGUCGAGCUCAAGUACACGGACGAGCACGGACGAGCCCUCGACCGGAAGGAGGCCUUCAAGCAUCUCAGCCACCAGUUCCACGGCAAGGGAAGCGGCAAGGGCAAGACGGAGAAGCGCCUCAAGAAGAUCGAGGACGAGAAGCGACGCGAAGCCCAGAGCAUGUUUGACGCGAGCCAGUCUGCCGGCAUGAGCCUGGCGGCACAGCAGCAACUCAAGAAGCGGCGGGAAGCAGGCGUUCGACUUGCGUAA
Fusarium keratoplasticum is the source of this 1953-nucleotide messenger RNA. RefSeq lists its product as uncharacterized. The record is from RefSeq and is a predicted model, not a curated record. The transcript is spliced from 2 exons. Gene Ontology annotation, cellular component: U4/U6 x U5 tri-snRNP complex. Gene Ontology annotation, biological process: maturation of 5S rRNA; mRNA cis splicing, via spliceosome. NCBI's taxonomy places the organism in Eukaryota, Fungi, Ascomycota, Sordariomycetes, Hypocreales, Nectriaceae. Bases 1 to 1953 code for a protein of 650 amino acids.